This is a messenger RNA of Bacillus rossius redtenbacheri, 2511 nucleotides long. RefSeq names its product zinc finger protein OZF-like. The record is from RefSeq and is a predicted model, not a curated record. Gene Ontology annotation, molecular function: DNA-binding transcription factor activity, RNA polymerase II-specific; RNA polymerase II cis-regulatory region sequence-specific DNA binding. Lineage: Eukaryota; Metazoa; Arthropoda; Insecta; Phasmatodea; Bacillidae. Bases 235 to 1854 code for a protein of 539 amino acids. The transcript has 2 exons. Gene Ontology annotation, biological process: regulation of transcription by RNA polymerase II.
ACUCAUUAUUUCAUAAAAAUUCUUAUUUUUUGAGCAGGGCGAUAGCAUGGAUAAUGCGAGCGAUUAGGAUUUGCACCAAAACGUACCUAUAUAUUGUGAAUUCCCAAUAUAGUGAACUGAAAGGGUUAAAAUUCUAUAAACAUUCAUAUUAUUUUGUAGUUUGUGGUAAAAGAAGUCUUAGUGCAGGAUUUAAUGUAGCCAACAGUUUCUUCAGAUACAAGGUUCAAUCAAAUAAUGCUUUGGGAACAUCUGCGUAAAAGGUAUGUUGAAUCAUUCUUCAUGAACCCGUACUUAAUGGGCCAGCCUGGUACUACUACGCUACAGGAGUAUGCCAACUUGCAAAACUCACACCUAAGAGGACUUUAUGAGAAAAUGUUAAUGUCUCUCCAAACUAGGGGACAAUAUGAGUCUCUUUCAGAACUGUUGUCUAAGAGUGCUAGUGAGGCUGAGAGAGUUGUUUAUUAUGGGUAUUCAGGUGAGAGUAACAUUUCAGAGUCACACAGUUCUGAAUGUUCAGACAGUCCUGAUCAAAGAGACUUUCCCGAACAGGUAUUUAGUUCUGAACAGGUACAUAGUUCUGAUCAACCUCAAACUCAAACUUCUGAUCAACCUCAAAAUAAAAGUUCUGAUCAACCUCAAAAUCAAAGUUCUGAUCAACCUCAAAGUCAAAGUUCUGAUCAACCUCACAGUUUUGAUUCGAGUUCAGUUCAGCCACACAGUUUGGUUCAGCCACACAGUUCUGAACAGCCAUUUAGUUUUGAACGACGACGUAGCUUUGAACCGCCGCACAGUUUAGAACAGCUACUUAAUUUCAAGCAACCAAGCAGCUUUGAACCGUCACACAGCUUUGAACAAGCUUUCAAUUUAAAACUCUCGGUUGACAUUGAUAGCGUGAAUAAGGAGUGCAGCAUCAAUGGAAAGCAGUUGACGAGUGAUACAUCAGCAGGUGCAGGCUUAUCAGUGCAGAGUGAGCAUCAGGAUCGUGAGUGGGAGUUGCCCUACGACGAUUUCAAUUGCAACGUGUGCGGGAAAGUGUGCUUGACGAAGAGCCAGUUGAAAAACCACAUGGUGUCGCACACGGACGCCCGGCCUUUCAAAUGCGACGUCUGCAGCCGUACGUACAAGCGGGCUUUCGAAUUGAAGAAGCAUUUGGCUACCCACACGGGCGAGAUGGAGCACAUCUGCGACAUCUGCGGCUACGCCACUUUCCAGAAGUCCAACCUGGUGGUGCACCGGAAGAGGCACCUGAACGACUACAAGUUCAAGUGCACGGUCUGCCGGAAGGGCUACUACACCAACACGGAGCUCCAGCGGCACAUGAUCGUGCACAUGGAGCAGAACCCGUUCCAGUGCGACAUCUGCGGCCGGGCCUACCUCUACAAGAGCAACCUGUCCAUGCACAAGAAGAAGCAUGAGCCCAACUACCGCGAGGUGUUCAACUUCCAGUGCGAGUUCUGCGGCAAGCGGUUCUUGCACAACAACUCGCUCCGCAUCCACCGGAAGUACCACCUGGGGGAGAACCAGCUGGUGUGCGACAUCUGCGGCAAGACCCUGUCGGGCGGGGAGGCCCUGAAGGCGCACCGGCGCAUCCACACGGGCGAGAAGCCGUACGCCUGCGACGUGUGCGGGAAGCGGUUCAGCAAGCAGGACUACCUGAAGGUGCACCGGCGGGUGCACACGGGGGAGAAGCCCCACGCCUGCAGCGAAUGUGGCAAGGCCUUCUCGCAGUUGUCCACUCUGAUGAUGCACAAGCGGCUCCACACGGGCGUCAAGCCCUACCGCUGCGAGUCCUGCCCCAAGGCUUUCGUUUCCAAGACGCUUCUGAAGAGUCACCAGAAGGUGCAUCCAACUUAAAUGAACAACAAUAUUCCCCCCACACUAACUGAUUGAGAGGUUUUUUCAAGGUGGGUUGUAUUGACUGUUGCAAUAAAAAGAAAUUGUUUUUAUUUUGAGUAAAGUUGAAUAAAUAAUUUCAGCAGUGUUAAGUGUCUUGUUCCUGUACAGUAGUCAGAGGUGAAGACUGUAGCAUUGAUAACUUUUUGUGUAGCCAAAUAGUCAUACCUUUAUUUGUUGAAUAUUAUUUUUUUAAUUAUAUUUUUUUUAGUAAGUUUGUUAUUUUUGCAUUGAUUGAUCUGAUUAUACUGUAAGAUAAUUGGGAGACCUGUUUUCAUUCAAGCCAUUAAUUAAAUUGUUUACAAUGACUAAUAGAUUCAAAUCACUUGAUAAUUUGUUAAUGAGCAAGUGUAUGUUUUCUCUUGGGUUUUAAUCAAAAAAAUUUUAAAAUUCUGUUAAGGAUUACUGAGGGAUUAAUAAUUCAGUUUAUGUAGUCUUGUGUAAAUAAUACUUGAAAUCCAUGUAAAUCUUCUAGAUUGUUAUGCUUAGCUCUAUAAUGCAUUUUCCAGCAGAAGUUUUGGUUGAUCAAGCAGUUUAUCUGUCUGUGUAAUUUUACCCUAUUACUUGAAACUGUGUUAUUACUAUACCAGGGGUAAAUAAAAAGUUCUUUUAAAAAUA